ACCCGUUGGUUGCACGACUUCAGACACAAACGUUUUUUCUCUCCAAGUUUCUAACCCUAUCUAAUACAACACAAAAUUUAAUGCCACCCCGUGGAAUUACGGAUUAUUGGGAAGACAAAGAAAGAAAUUGUGCGGUUGCUCAAACCCCCAUUAAAGCAUCCACAUAGAGCUUGUUUUCGUAUAAGAAACCCAAUCCACACUACUUACACAACAAUGGAGGAAGAACCUACUCGAAUAAUGCUUGCAGUGAAUCAAUCUACCAUCAAAGGCUAUCCCCAUCCUUCCAUUAGCAGCAAAAGAGCCUUUGAGUGGACUCUCCAGAAGAUCGUCCGCUCCAACACCUCUGGUUUCAAAUUCCUCUUCCUCCAUGUCCUUGUCCCUGACGAAGACGGUUUUGAUGAGGUAGAUAGUAUCUUUGCAUCACCUGAUGAUUUUAAAGAGUUGAAGAAAAGGGACAACGCAAGAGGGCUUCAUCUACUGGAGUACUUUGUCAAUAGAUGCCACGAAAUUGGGGUUGCUUGUGAAGCUUGGCUUAAGAAAGGCGAUCCAACUGAAGUAAUUUGCCUAGAGGUGAAACGUGUUCUACCCGAUUUUCUAGUUGUUGGAAGCAGGGGACUUGGCCCAUUCAAAAAGGUUUUUGUGGGCACUGUUAGUGAAUUCUGCGCAAAACAUGCUGAGUGCCCCGUCAUCACAAUUAAACGCAGGGAGGACGAGACACCCGAUGAUCCUGUCGACGACUGACCUUCCAGCCGUUAAAACUUAUGACAUAUUUGAUUUCGUUUCAUCCUGUUGUUUAUAAAUAAGAAACUUUUGGUGAGUGUCUUGUGUAUCAAGUGUGUAAAAGUUGCCAAUUCGUCGUUGAUUUGUACUUGUUCUGUGGUUUGUUUAAAUAUACAGUCAACCAUUGUUUGCUCGAUU
Messenger RNA from Cucumis melo (muskmelon), 918 nucleotides. Its product is annotated as universal stress protein A-like protein. Gene Ontology annotation, molecular function: AMP binding. The coding region runs from base 214 to 741 and encodes 175 amino acids. The record is from RefSeq and is a predicted model, not a curated record. The transcript has 4 exons. NCBI's taxonomy places the organism in Eukaryota, Viridiplantae, Streptophyta, Magnoliopsida, Cucurbitales, Cucurbitaceae.